CUAGUAUUUAAUGUAUAUCGAUAGAUGGUGAAUUUCCAGCCACAAAUGAACGGGCAUAUUUUCGGCUACCACGAGGUGCCGCCAUAAUUUAAGCUUCACUUUUACUGUCGAGAGGUUAAAGCAGGAGGACAUACUGCGAAUAAAACAGAACCAGUGCCAGUACCGGCAAUCAGCCAGCAUAACUGCUAGCGGAUUUAAUUGGUGCUAUUAAAGGCAACUCCGCGGGACCAUCGACAUCGGGACAACCUAGGAGUAUUACGACCACAGCAGGAGUUUCCGCACAUGGACUGAACGAGCCACCUCUAAUGCUGGAUCUCUUGGAGAGAAUUGCAGCGUUGGAGAAGGAACUGGAAAGGGCAAGAGCCCAGAACUAUGUGAGGACGCCCAUCGAUACCGUAAUACCUAACGGGGUCGGUGCGAGCAGUGCGGCGUCACAGCUGACGCCAUCUUGGAGUGGUCCGUUAUUGUCUGUAAGCUAACGGGGUCGGAGUGAGCAGUACAGCAUGCUCGCAGCCGCCAUCUUAUAGCGGACCACCGCUGCUUGCGAGUAGCAGCUAUUUUACGCCAUUUUGCGCAACCAGCACAGCGCAGACAGCGCAUGGAGUGAUGCCGCCGGCUGUAGGCAUUUACAACGACACGACGCCGACGCCGCUAGCUGGAUCCUACGCCUGGACGACACCAAAUGGAAGCAGUGGAAACUAUAUGCCCCGCAAGCUUCCCGAUCUGCCAGUAUUUGGAGGUCAGCCUGAGGAUUGGCCGAUCUUCCUUUGUGCAUAUACUGAGACAACGCUAGCGUACAACUGUACAGACCUGGAGAACAACCAACGCUUGUUGAAGGCACUGAAGGAUGAAGCCCGCGAGACCGUCAAGUCUCUCCUAUUUCAUCCAAGCAACGUAAGCACUGUUGUGGAGCAGCUGCGUUUCAUAUAUGGCCGACCGGAGCAGCUUAUACGCAGCCAGCUGAGUGGAAUACGAGAGGUGCCCAAUAUUUCGGAGCACAAUCUGGCGAAGAUUAUUCCCUUUGCAACCCGAGGAAGGAACCAAAGCGUCGAUUGCUACAUGCUAGCAUCGACCAAGACCGAGGCGAGCAGCAAGACAGCCGUCUCAGAGGUUGUCAAAUCUGUGGAGGGCAACAUGCAGUUAAAGGCUGCGGAGACUUCAAUGGAGCUUCUCCACCAGACAGGUGGAGGUACGUGAGGAGGCAUC
Drosophila miranda is the source of this 1206-nucleotide messenger RNA. RefSeq lists its product as uncharacterized. Lineage: Eukaryota; Metazoa; Arthropoda; Insecta; Diptera; Drosophilidae. The coding region runs from base 607 to 1197 and encodes 196 amino acids. The transcript has 3 exons. The record is from RefSeq and is a predicted model, not a curated record.